This is a messenger RNA of Mugil cephalus (flathead mullet), 3497 nucleotides long. It is a transcript of the gene cdc50c, whose product is annotated as transmembrane protein 30C. Gene Ontology annotation, cellular component: Golgi apparatus; plasma membrane; endoplasmic reticulum. Bases 362 to 1417 code for a protein of 351 amino acids. NCBI's taxonomy places the organism in Eukaryota, Metazoa, Chordata, Actinopteri, Mugiliformes, Mugilidae. The record is from RefSeq and is a predicted model, not a curated record. Gene Ontology annotation, biological process: phospholipid translocation. The transcript has 7 exons.
GUGUUAUUGUCCACUGCUAAUGAGAAUAAAGACAUGCGAUACUUUGAAAUAAUCUUGACGAGAAGAAAUAGUCUGUUUGAGGAAGGAAGUGGUCAAGACUAAUAAAACAACAAAACAGAAAGAGGUAGUUAAGCAAAGGGUCGUGGUUAAUAAGUAACAGUCAACAACGGUCUCCCCCACCCUGCAAAGCCUGCUGGGAAAAAUGAGUGCGUGUGUGUGUGUCUGUGUGUAUGCAUGCGGGGAGAUACGCUGUCAUAAAAAAGAAACAGGAAGACCGAGCAGCGCCUUUCUCGUACGAGCGUUUUGAAACCUCCAGCUCUGCUCCCAGUUCCUCGUCUGUCUCCGGCCGAAGGCGCCUGUCAUGGGUAGAGCGAAAGGCAAGACCGGGCCCCUGGCCCGGAGGCCCGACAACUCGGCUUUCAAGCAGCAGCGGCUACCUGCCUGGUCUCCCAUGCUAACAGCUAACACCGUGCUGCCUUUCUUCUACCUUUUGGCUUUGAUAUGCAUGGUGCUGGGAGUGUGGCUGCUUCUCACCGUGCAGAGCAUACAGGAAAUGAAGAUGGACUACACAGAGGCCGGGGGGUGUUAUGACUGCUUUGAAAAGCGUAAAAAUGUGACGAACGCAGCGAAGCCGUGCACCUGCACACUGCUGUUUUCCAUUGAGAAACCAUUUGAGGGUGAUGUCUUCUUCUACUACGGCCUCAAGAACUUCCACCAGAACCUCCGCAGGUACAUGGACUCGAGAGAUGAUGCACAGAUGGUCGGACGGAAGAAAAACCUUAAGACCCCCAGCACAUACUGUACGCCGUUUAUAUCUGAUUCAGAAAACCGCCCUUUUGCUCCCUGUGGCGCCGUGGCCAACAGCAUCUUCAACGACUCCUUCACUCUCAAAUAUCAGUCCAAUCCUUCUGUUGCGGUUCCUCUGUUGCGUAAUGGCAUCUCGUGGUACACGGACAAAAACAUCAAGUUCCGCAACCCUCAGGUCACCAACGGGACUCUGGCCAAGGCGUUUGAAGGCACAGCACCACCUCCGUUCUGGCAGAAGCCCGUGUAUGAGCUUGAUCCACAAGAACCAAUCAACAACGGCUUCAUCAACGAUGACCUGAUCGUAUGGAUGAGGGAGGCGGCGUUCCCCAACUUCAAGAAGCUCUACGGGAUUUUAAAUCGAGCCAAUCAUCCCUUCACCAAGGGGCUUCCAAAAGGGAAUUACACCAUCGAGAUUUCCUACAACUUUCCUGUGCAGCACUUCCAAGGCAGAAAGUUGGUGGUGCUGACCACGCUGACCUGGUUUGGAGGUCAGAACCAUUUCCUGCCCAUUGCCUACCUAGUGACCAGCAGCCUGAUCCUAGUGCUAGCCAUCAUCCUCACGGUGGUCUGGUGGAAGUUUGGAAAGGACGGGAAGAACAUGGAGGAGUGAAGCUGGAAAAAACAAACAAACUCAGAAGCAGAUGAAGAGUAAUUGUGCCGUUUCUUGGUUGUUUUUAAAGCGACGACAUAUCCCAAAUGACGGGAACGCUGGUGCGAGCGAAUGAGGGAGAAGGACAAUUUGGUACAAUUUGAUAACAGCUUGCGGAGGAAAGAGCCGAGCCGAGUCUGACAUCUGGAAAAUUACUUUCCCUAUCAACUCGAUGAUCCACACGCGUGAUGAGGCUGCUCUGAACAGCCGCUCGUGGGAAAGCUGUUCCCGUUAGCACUGGCUACUUAUUUACUUGCUGAUUUUACUUGAUAAACGUGUGUAUUUUUCAACACUAGGCAUUUUUUGUACAUCAUUUAAUGUAAUAUCCUUAGUAAUUAUUGCAUUUUAAAACGACUCCAAUACAGCCACAGUGGUGUUGAGGCUGUAUUUUCCAUAAAUGAAGGGAAAAAAUUGAAAGAAGAAAACUGAAAAUUUGUUAAGUGAUUACAAAUGAGCUUCCAAACUGUGCGUUACUGUUGUUAGAGUUGGGUGCAGCACAUGUUGAUUCUGUAUCUGUCAUAGAAGCUUGUAUGAUGAGACCAAGACGUAAAGACACGUUAAAGGGAUACUCCACUCCUUUUCGAAAUUUGUGUCAAAUGCCAAUGCAGUUAACACAAUUGGAUUGCCUCGGGCAAAUAUAGACUUGGGACUAUAGUCCCUCUAUGUUUUGAUCAUUGAAUUUUCUGUUUAGAAAAGGAUAUUAAAAAACAAAAAAUUAGUGGUUAUUUGAUUUUCAUUUUACAAUUCAAAAAUUAAAAUUUAAGGCAUUUUUCUUUAAAACCCCGCUUGCUUUUAAUUUUUUUCUAAAAACAAUAAAAUCGUUAGAAGACGAAAACAAAAAAAGCGCCAUUUGUUCAUAUUGUGGGACCGGAAGUUGUCGUUUUCAAAGUAAGAGCAUUUAUAAGGAAGGCUGUGUAACAAGUUGAUGACAUGGAUCAAUACGUUGUUUUUUGAAACAAUAAAAGAGCGUGUCUCAGGAAAGACGACAUGACUGCAGAAAAUCUAAGCCGCAUAUUUCAGGUGAAAACUAACAACUACAUCUAAUCAGGGAAUUGUAAGCUAGUAGCUAACAUUAUAGAUUUCUGCAGCCGACGAAUCAUGUCCAAAAUCAAUCACGCAAUGCCGUCCUCAUACGUGCUCUUACUUUGAAAACAACAACCGGUUGCAAAAUAUGAAAAAAAAAAACGGUCGCUUUUUUUUUAAUUUCUGAUUUCUAACAAUUUUAUUUUUUAUUUUUAGAAACAGAAAAUGAAAAUAGUCCGGUUUUUGAAGUUUUGUUUAUCCCUUUUCGGCCCUUAUAAAAAAAUGUUUUGAAUUUCAAUUUAAAUUUUUUGAAUUUUAAAAUAUCCUUUUCUAAACCGAAAAUCAAAUGAACAAAACAUACGAGGCACCACGCAGCACCUGGGAUAAAAAUGUCAAGGCCGGUUUGUUGAUAGAAGUUGACUUUAUUUAUCACUUUUGCCAAUUGGCAGCUCUACAUUACAACGGAUAUGCUAAGCUAAAGCUAACAGCUGCGUUGCCGGAUUAGGACAAUAAUUGGAUCGAUUUAAAAACGCCUUUUCUCACUUAAACAAAACGGUGUGUGACUAAAUUUCACAUCCAUUUAAUACCAGGAAUCUAGAGACCAUUAAAUUUGUCUUGUUUGCUGAUCUCCGACAUGUUGCAAUUACAUUUUUUUUAACGUACUAGUGUUUACCUCCGUAGUUUACAAGUCCUACCAUUAGCAACAUUUGCUAAUUAGCGCUUAAAGCUCAGAGGAAGGUGGUGGCAACGUUAUUAGCCUGGUGAAUUUUUAGUCAUUAAAGGAAACAAAUUUUUUACGAUGGCACUUUUAACCGGUGAUUGCUUAAGGCAGCACUCGUGUUGUUGGAGUUUGCCCUGAGAGGAAUGUGAUCACAAAGUUUUAUGGUCGUCCGUCCAUGUCAUUCGUUGAUAGCACAGUCCAGAUGUUUAUCGCUGAUUUCUUUCGGCCCAUAAAAAUCACUUGUAAAUAUUUAUUUUGAUGUAAGAUUUGUAAUAAACUGCACUUCCUUUUUAAAAA